AUGCAUCUGAGCACCGAGGAGAAGGUUGAGCUGGGACUCGGGGAGCAGGGGACGGUCAAUCCCGCUUUUGGGGGCAACGAUGGUGACGAACAGCCGCAGCUGACGGUAAACAUCGGCGAGUCGCACACGGAGGAGUCUCUGGAGGAGACGGGGGACAAAGGUGUUGAUCUGGUCUACUCCCUGAAUGACAGGCCUCCCUGGUACCUCUGCAUCCUGCUCGGCUUUCAGCAUUACAUCCUGGCUUUCGGCGGCAUCAUCGCCGUCCCGCUGAUACUGGCCGAGCCGCUCUGCAUCAAGGACAACAACGUCGCCAAAAGCCAGCUCAUCUCCACCAUAUUCUUUGUGUCUGGGAUGUGCACGCUGCUGCAGACGGCUGUUGGAACCAGGCUGCCGAUCCUUCAGGGAGGGACCUUCAGCUUCAUCACCCCCACCUUGGCCAUCCUCGCCCUGCCCAAGUGGCAGUGCCCGUCCCCCAGCGCGCCCGUCAUGAUGUCCGUGCAGAUGCAGAACGGCAGCGGCACGCUGCAGCCGGAGAACUCUGACGAGGUCUGGAUGUCACGGAUACGUGAGAUCCAGGGAGCCAUCCUGGUGUCGUCUCUGCUCCAGAUCGUCCUCGGCUUCUCCGGCCUGGUGGGCCUGGUGCUCAGAUUCAUUGGUCCCCUGGCUAUCGCUCCAACCAUCAACCUCAUCGGCCUGUCGCUGUUCAUUGAAGCCGGAAAGAAGUCCGGGGGCCACUGGGGAAUUGCUGCUCUCACGGUCUGCCUGAUCCUCCUCUUCUCCCAGUAUCUCAGCAAAGUCGAGGUCCCAAUGAUCGCCUACAAGGACAAGAAGUGGAAGGUCUUCCAGUAUCCGCUCUUCAAGCUCUUCUCUGCUUUGUUCGGGAUGUGCGGAGGCUGGCUGCUCUGCUUCCUGCUGACCAUCUUCGACGUCCUGCCCUCCAAAUCUGACGAGUACGGCUUCUCGGCCAGGACCGACAUCAGCCUGGAUGCCGUGACAAACUCCCCCUGGUUCCACGUGCCGUACCCGGGUCAAUGGGGUCUUCCCACCGUCAGUCUCUCCUCGGUGUUGGGCAUGAUGGCGGGAGUCCUGGCGUCCACCAUGGAGUCCAUCGGGGACUACUACGCCUGUGCCCGGCUGUCCGGUGCCCCUCCGCCCCCCACCCACGCCAUCAACCGAGGGAUCGCCGUGGAGGGCAUUGGCUGCAUCCUGGCCGCGUUGUGGGGCACCGGGAACGGCACCACCUCCUACAGUCAAAACAUCGCCGCACUGGGAAUCACAAAGGUUGGGAGCAGACUGGUCCUCCAGACAACCGGGAUUCUGAUGAUCAUCUUGGGGAUCUUUGGGAAGUUUGGCGCAGUUUUCAUCACCAUCCCAGACCCUGUGAUUGGAGGCAUGUUCCUGGUUAUGUUUGGGAUGAUUGCAGCGGUGGGGAUAUCCAACCUUCAGUACGUUGAUCUGAACUCCUCCAGAAACCUCCUCAUCCUCGGCUUCUCCACCUUCAGCGGACUGGUGCUGCCGACCUGGUUUCACUCCAACCCCGGCAUCAUCGACACGGGCGUUAAAGAGCUGGACCAGGUGAUCGUGGUGCUCUUCACCACUCACAUGUUCAUCGGGGGCUUUUUUGGGUUUAUCCUCGAUAACACCAUUCCAGGCACUGACAAAGAGCGAGGCAUCAAGAGCUGGCAGGACAAGGUGCAGGUGGAGAGCAAAAACAUGUGUGACCAGUCCUGCUACGAUAUUCCCUUCUGCAGCGGUGUUUUGAAACGAUUUAGAUGUUUCCAGUUCCUCCCCUUCCUCCCAUCUUAUACGGCCACCCAGGAAGAGACGCCCAAGUAA
Molecule: messenger RNA, 1836 nt
Organism: Salarias fasciatus (jewelled blenny)
Lineage: Eukaryota; Metazoa; Chordata; Actinopteri; Blenniiformes; Blenniidae
Product: solute carrier family 23 member 2
Exons: 12
Coding region: 1-1836 (611 amino acids)
Biological process (GO): transmembrane transport
Cellular component (GO): membrane
Molecular function (GO): transmembrane transporter activity
Source: RefSeq, a predicted model, not a curated record